Procambarus clarkii (red swamp crayfish) is the source of this 1788-nucleotide messenger RNA. Its product is annotated as kelch domain-containing protein 4. Gene Ontology annotation, molecular function: protein binding. Lineage: Eukaryota; Metazoa; Arthropoda; Malacostraca; Decapoda; Cambaridae. The record is from RefSeq and is a predicted model, not a curated record.
GACCAGUGUUUAUUUACCUCCAGCUGAUUGGGCACGUGUUGCUGGAGUUGCUUUCGUUCCCGCCAUAUUACACCUCUUCUGCUUCCGUGAGGGCCUCCCGAAGGUGAGGGAAGAUGGGCAAGAAGGAGAAGAAGAAGGGGAAGGGGGCGGAGAAGACGACUCUCAAGACGGACAAGAAGGCGGCUCUUAAGAUCAAGAAGGACCUCGCUGCCAAGGGCGAGGAAGAUAUUGAUUGUCUUCUCGCCAAAUUUGUUGCCGAGGAUAAAGCCAAACUUGCUGUGACAGAAGACUUGGUGCCACCUCCAUCAAAGCGAACGGCAUUCUCUCUUACACCACAUCCAGACAAGGACCAGCUCAUUCUCUUUGGUGGAGAGUACUUUAAUGGCAAUACGACAAAAAUGUUCAAUGACCUGUUCUUCUAUACUAUCAAACAAAAUCGUUGGCUUAAAGUGAGCAGUCCAGGAGGCCCGCCCCCAAGAUCGGGCCACCAAGCUGUUGCGCUCUCACAGAGUGGAGGCCAGUUGUGGAUAUUUGGAGGAGAGUUCACGUCGCACACACAGGCACAGUUCUACCACUUCAAGGAUCUCUGGGUCUUUCACUUCAAUAGCAAGAGAUGGGAAAAAAUUACGUGUGUUGGUGGUCCAUCUGCACGGAGUGGUCAUAGAAUGGUGGUUGUAAAGAAGCAGCUCAUUGUGUUUGGGGGCUUCCAUGACAAUUCUCGAGAUUACAAAUACUUUAAUGAUGUAUAUGCCUUUAACCUUGAAGAUUACAAGUGGAACAAGCUUAAUGUUACUGGAAAUGGCCCAUGCCCAAGAUCGGCGUGCCAGAUGGUUGCCAUGUCUGAUGGUCGAGUGCUGAUGUACGGUGGCUACAGCAAAGAGAAGAUCAAGAAGGAUGCUGAUAAGGGAGUUACACAUUCAGACAUGUUCAUCCUAGCACCAGACAAGCACGAUACACUUGGUAUAAAGUGGAAAUGGCAGACCGUGAAGCAGUCUGGAGUUCGGCCGUCACCCAGGUGUGGGUUCUCUCUCUCGCUUUCGAGUGGGGACAAGGCUUUCCUGUUCGGCGGAGUGUAUGACGAAGUGGAUGAAGAAGAGGAGCUAGAGGGUGUUUUCUAUAACGAUAUAUACCAGCUGGACAUAAUGAAGCAAAUGUGGCAUGAAGUCAGUGUGACUGGGAGGAAGGAGGCCAGCGGAGAGAAGAGGAGGAGACGGAAGAGAGAAGAUGGCGAUGAAGAAGACAGUGAGGAAGUGGAGGAGAAGUUGGAGAAUAUGAAAGUAGACGACGUACCAACAGAAAAGAUUGUUAGCGAUGAUGGUGUGUUUACUGUUUCAGUUGGACCUUCACAGUCGUCAUCAGCAUCUGAUAAAGCUUCUAGAGCAGAAGGUGAUGCCACAGAGGUGUUCUCCCCACCCCCAAGAAUCAAUGCAGGAAUGGCAAUAAAGCGUGGAGUUCUCUAUCUCUAUGGUGGCAUGUACGAGGACGGAGAUAAACAGCUCACUCUGAACGAUUUUUACUCAUUAGACUUGAACAAAUUAGAAGAAUGGCAAACCAUUAUUGCUCUGGAGGCAGCUGAUCUUGAAUGGUACGAAUCCGAUUCUGAGGAAGAUGAUGACGACAUGGAAGAUGAAAGUGAAGAAGAAGAGGAGGAGGAGGAGGAGGAGGAAAAUGAAGUUGCCAUGGACACAGAGUAGUCCAGGGCAAGAAGAAUACAAAAAGGCUAAUGUAUUUUACUGAGAAGUUCCAUUGUGUACGGACAAUAAACUUGACAUUGUGACUGAAUACGAA